Messenger RNA from Dromaius novaehollandiae (emu), 2286 nucleotides. It is a transcript of the gene GLOD4, whose product is annotated as glyoxalase domain containing 4. The transcript is spliced from 9 exons. The coding region runs from base 42 to 938 and encodes 298 amino acids. NCBI's taxonomy places the organism in Eukaryota, Metazoa, Chordata, Aves, Casuariiformes, Dromaiidae. The record is from RefSeq and is a predicted model, not a curated record.
GCGCUGCGUCAUCGCCCCGCGCGGCCGCGAGCGGCUCGGAGAUGGGGGCGCGGCGCGCGCUGCACUUCGUCUUCAAAGUGGGCGACCGCGGCCGCAGCGCGCGCUUCUACCGCGAGCUGCUGGGCAUGAGGGUUCUCAGACAUGAAGAAUUCGAGGAAGGCUGUAAAGCUAGCUGCAACGGCCCUUAUGAUGGAAAAUGGAGUAAAACAAUGGUGGGCUAUGGACCAGAAGACAAUCACUUUGUUGCAGAGUUGACUUACAAUUACGGUAUUGGAGAGUAUCGACUUGGCAAUGACUUUCUGGGCAUAACACUUGUGUCCAGCCAGGCUGUGAGCAACGCUAAGAAGCUGGGGUGGCCCCUCAGUGAAGUUGCCACUGGUAUGUUUGAAACUGAAGCCCCAGGAGGAUACAAGUUCUACUUGGAAGACAAGGAACAGCUAAAGGAAGAUCCUGUGCUAAAGGUAACUUUGGGUGUCUCCGAUCUGCAGAAGUCUAUUAACUACUGGUCUAAUUUGCUUGGGAUGAAAAUAUAUGAGAAGGAUGAGGAAAAGCAAAGGGUUUUGCUAGGCUAUGCAGAUAACCAGUGUAAAUUGGAGUUGAAGAAUGUUGGAGGAGCAGUGGAUCAUGGGACAGCAUUUGGGCGGAUUGCCUUUUCCUGUGCAAAGGAAGAGUUGCCAAACAUUGAAGCACUGAUGAAAAAGGAGAAUCAGAAAAUUUUAACACCUCUGGUUAGCUUGGACACACCUGGCAAAGCCACAGUACAAGUGAUUAUUUUGGCAGAUCCUGAUGGCCAUGAAAUCUGCUUUGUGGGAGAUGAAGCAUUUAGAGAUCUGUCCAAGGUGGAUCCUAACGGUGACAAAUUGUUAGAUGAUGCCAUGGCAGCAGACAAGAGUGACAAAUGGUUUGCUGAGAAAAAGAUGAAGAAGGCUUCUGCUUAGCUGGAGAAAAAGACUUGUCUGAUCAUUCGUGCCUUGGUUUCCAUCUGAGUGAAAUGCCUGUAACAUGUAAUGUGCUGUGUUAUCCUUCUCAGUAAGAGGCCAGCCUAAUGUCACAUGCUGGGGUUUUUUUUUUGAGUUUGUAUCUCUUAAUGCUAAUGUCUCCUUUCAAGUAAAUGCCACAUGCUCCUUCAAAUGUAGGUGAAAAUUUGGAUUGUCCAGUAAGGAACAGAUUGAGCAUGUGCUUUCAAAAACAGGGGCCAUGAGUUAAUAGGUGGAAACCUCUCACAUUUCACUAUUCGUGUUAGACUUGAGAAAGAGGUCCAAGAUUUCCCUCUAAUGCUGCUACGGCUCUCUGAUAUCGUGUGUAAUGCACUGUUACAGUUGUCACCGUGCUGAACAGCUGUCCUCGGUUAGCCUUCUGCCGUGGUUGAAAGUGAAUAAUAACUUUCACAGUUUUCCUGUUUAAAGUCACCAGAAGCAGAUUUCUGAUGUAUUGAAACCAAAGUAUUAAAAUAUAAUUUAAAAGUGGGAGCCUAAUUAUUUGGCUGUAUUUAGUAAAGAAUUAAAAUAAGAAUUAAGUUUGUGGAUGAAAAGAAAUUCAUUUACAGGUGUUCUCAAAUAGUCGCUUUCAAAGCAAAAUGUGAGCUCAAGAGUAAAAUAAAAGUAUUACAUGGAAAAGGCCUAUUCUGUUUCCACUAAAUCUGAUGGAUAAUUUGAGGAGGAACUCUUCCUGGCAAAAGCUUGUCAACAGCAGUCGAGCUGGACAGGAGUUACUACUAAAGCUUAUUCUCUAAUGAAUCUGUAGAUGCACAGCCCCACGUGUCCCGGGCAGGAGCCUGGCUGGGCCUCGGGGCCGCAACGGCCCUGUGCUUCCUGGCCAAGAAGUAACUUCAAAUACGUACGCGCGGCUCUGCGGUUAGCUUUGGGGUUAAAAUACCUGCGGAAGCAACGGUUAUGGGUUUAAUCUGUCGGAAUAAAGUCACUUUGUUUUAGCUCGGGGAAUGGGAACUUGGGAAUGCGGGGAAUCAUCGCCAGCAUUGUUCCUGUUAAAAGCCAGCACGCUAGCUGGUUUUUCAUCUUUCUUCAUGAAAACGUGAAAUGAUUUUGCAUCCUUUUUUCUGUAAAACUUAACAGCGUUAGCAAUUGUGUAUCACUGAGACAAUUUAAAUGCUGAAAAGGAAUAUUCUAAAUUAAAAUGGGAAAAAUCCCUGAAUAUGUUGUUGGAGCUUUUUAUUGCAUUUGAUUAAACAAACUGUUGAUCAAGUAAAAAAUAUUACACUUAAAUUGUAUCUCCAAAACUCGUUGCUUGAAAGUGUGCAACUGGAUGAAUAAAAGUGCUUUGCGAUGA